CUCCCUCUUCAGUUUGACGCUGUGCCCCCCAUAAACCGAAUCCCAAUCGUCAAUUGAUAUCGCUUCGCAACGUCAUUCACGAUGCAGGCCAUUCGAACGCGGGCUGUCUGCAUCGCGCGUCAGUCACGGCUGACUGGCCUGCGCCAAUCGAGAUCCUACGCUUCUGGAGGCGACCACGGCCACCACGCCCACACCGUCGAGGAGCCCAUCGGAGGCUUUUUCUGGGCCGUGGUCGCGAUCAUCCCCUCCGCAUAUGUCGUCUAUAAGAUCACCGCUCCCGGUCAGAACGGCGAGGCGCCGUACUUGACAAAGAAGAUCCAGGAGUACGCCCACUGGCAGGAGACAUGGAAGGAAAGGAACGCACUACACACAAAGGCCGUUGAGCAAGCCGGAUUCGACAGGCUGCUCUUCUUCUCCACCCCUGCGAACCGCGACGUUGACCUCAGAUUCCCCGAGGCGCUGUCUAACCAUGCCGCGCGCAAUGUCGUCGCUGGUUCCCAGACCAACCUGGACCACGUGAUCGCCCACUACAAGAAGCAGCAUCUCGACGAGGAGGAGCGGAAAGUACAGAAGCUUGCUGCACAGAAGCAGGUAUGAGCGAGAGGUGGUGUAUGAAUACCGUUACCUAGAUUAAGCCGAGGUUGAAUCAAGCUUUC
Molecule: messenger RNA, 656 nt
Organism: Colletotrichum destructivum
Lineage: Eukaryota; Fungi; Ascomycota; Sordariomycetes; Glomerellales; Glomerellaceae
Product: Putative NADH-ubiquinone oxidoreductase 17.8kDa subunit
Exons: 3
Coding region: 82-597 (171 amino acids)
Cellular component (GO): mitochondrion
Source: RefSeq, a predicted model, not a curated record